Molecule: messenger RNA, 3539 nt
Organism: Cyprinodon tularosa
Lineage: Eukaryota; Metazoa; Chordata; Actinopteri; Cyprinodontiformes; Cyprinodontidae
Product: NLR family CARD domain-containing protein 3-like
Exons: 10
Coding region: 264-3128 (954 amino acids)
Biological process (GO): regulation of apoptotic process
Molecular function (GO): protein binding
Source: RefSeq, a predicted model, not a curated record
CCUCACUGGAUCUGGAACCCUGACUGACAUUCUCUCCCAGUUUGGUUUGAUAGAAAAUCACGCUGAGAAGAUUCUGCUAGAGAUCCUAGAUGCUAGAGGUACCAGAUCAGGAGGAACUAGUUCUGACUAUAUUUGGUGGCAGAACAAGGUAAAACGUCUUGAUCAGGUAUCAAAAACAGGAAAGAAAAAGGAACAUUUACAAGACCACAGAGGAGGACAGAGCAUCGUCUCCAGUACUCCAUCAUUUCUCUCUAAAUACUGACAUGUCUAAAGAUCAUCCUACAGUCUUCAGUAAUGAUCCUGGACAACCAGGGCCAAAAGUUUCACACUGGGAGAAACAGGGGAAUAUCUGGAGGAAGGUGGAGAGGGAAGGAGCAGGGUCUCCGUCGCCCUGCAAUGUUAACCAUUCAAAACCUCUUCCUGUACAACCCAGUAAUUAUCCUGACCCAAGAGAUCUAAGAUGGAGGAAGAGGAGCAAUGCAGAGUGUGGAGAAAGACUUAGAAACAGAGCUGGACCGCAAGAAAACAACCAGAGCAGCUGUUUGGCAGAGGAAAAGCUGUUUGAUGUCCGACCAGAGUUCGUAAACAGGGUUGCUUCAGAUGUCCUGACUCAGCUCCUUGAAAGCCUUCAAAGAGAUCGUGUUUUUACUUCUUCAGAGAAACAGAGAAUACUUGAAAUGAACCCAGUCACAGCAGACAAGGCCCGCUGCAUUAUAGAUAAUGUGAUGAAAAAGGGAGAGGAAGCCAGCAAAACGAUGAUCCAACAUCUUCAGCUCAUAGAUCCUAAACUGUCCUAUCAGCUGUGUUUGUCCUCUUCUUCUUCUGCUCAGCCAGAUGUUAAUAGUCGAUGUCAACAUGACCUUAAAGUGUCUCUGAAGAAGAAGUUUGAAUGUGUCUAUGAAGGCAUUGCUAAAGCUGGAGAGGAAACCUUUCUUAAUGAAAUCUACACAGAGCUGUACAUCACAAAAGGAAAGAGUAGAGAAGUCAAUGAUGAACAUGAGGUCAGGAUGAUUGAAGCAAUAUCCUGGAAAAAAAACAGACCAGAAACAGCAAUCAGGCCAGAAGACAUCUUCAAUCCAUUUGGAAGAAGGGAUCGGAUCAGAACUGUGAUGACAAUGGGUGUGGCUGGCAUCGGGAAAACGAUCUUAACACAGAAGUUCACUCUGGACUGGGCUGAAGGCAGAACCAACCAGAACAUCCAGUUCAUAUUUCCAUUCACCUUCAGACAGUUGAAUGUUCUAAAAGAGGAAAAGUUCAGCCUAGUGGGACUGAUUCAUAAACACUUUAAGCCGGUUAGGGAUGCAGGGAUUUGCAGCUUUGAACAAUUCCAGAUUCUGUUCAUCUUAGACGGUCUCGAUGAGAGUCGACUUCUUCUGGACUUCAAGAACAACGUGACUCUGAAUGAUGUGACAGAGUUAACCUCAGUGGAUGUUCUGCUGACUAACCUCAUCAGGGGGGAACUGCUUCCCUCGGCUCUCCUCUGGAUAACCACGCGACCUGCAGCAGCCAGUCAGAUCCCUCCUGAGUGUGUUGGCAUGGUGACAGAGGUCAGAGGUUUCACUGAUCCACAGAAGGAGGAGUACUUCAGGAAGAGGUUCAAAGAUGAAGAGAAGGUCAGCCGGAUCAUCUCCCAUGUUAAGAGAUUAAAAAGUCUCUUCAUUAUGUGUCACAUCCCAGUCUUCUGCUGGAUCACUGCUGAUGUUCUGGAGGGUAUGUUGGAGACCAGAGAUGGAGGAGAUCUGCCCAAGACCCUGACUGAGAUGUACAUCCGCUUCCUGAUGAUUCAGAGUAAAAAGAAGGAAGAAAAGUAUCUUAGAGGAGCUGGAAAAGAUUCAGACAUCAGGAAGAUGCUUCAGUCUCUUGGAAAACUGGCAUUUAAGCAUCUGCUGAAAGGAAACCUGAUCUUCUAUAAACCAGACCUGGAAAAGUGUGGCAUCAACAUCAAAGAUGCUUCCUGGUUCUCAGGGGUGUUCAAUGAAAUCUUUAAAAAGGAGAAAGGGAUGGACGACACCUCAGUCUACUGCUUUGUUCAUCUUAGCUUCCAGGAGUUUCUGGCUGCAGCCUACAUGCUCCAGUGCUUCACCAGCAGAAAUACAAAAAAACUCAGGAAGUUCUUUGGGUAUUUAUACAUCUGCCCAUCUCUGGAGGAUUUCCUGAAGAGAGUCAUGGAGAAAUCCCUCAGCAGUAAAAAUGGCCACCUGGACCUGUUAGCUCGCUUCCUUCAUGGCCUCUCAGUGGAGUCCAACCAGAGCCUCUUAGGAGGCCUGCUGGGUUGGAGAAAAAACAGUGCAGGAACCACACAGAGGGUCAUAAACAAUCUGAAGAAGAUGAACACUGAUAUGAUCUCUCCUGAUAGAAGCAUCAACAUUUUCCAGUGUCUAAUGGAGAUGCAGGACCUCUCAGUUUAUCAGGAGAUCCAACAAUUCGUAAAAUUGGGGAAGGAGCUCUCAGAGAUCCAGUGCUCAGCUCUGGCCUACAUGCUGCAAAUGUCAGAUGAGGUAUUGCAUGAGUUGGACCUGAAGAAGUACAACACAUCAGAUGAUGGACGACGUAGACUGGUUCCAGCUGUGAGGAACUGCAGAAAGGCUCGACUUGGUGGCUUUGAUCUCUCUGAGGCUGAAUGUGAAGUUGUGGCCUCAGCUCUGAAGUCUAACCUUCAUCUGACUGAAGUAAAAAUAGAUUGGGUCUUUGGAGGUGAAUCCUUUGGAGACUCAGGAAUGAAGCAUUUGUGUGAGCUACUGGAGAGUUCAAUCUGCAAAGUAAAGAAACUGACAUUAAUUGACUGCAGAUUGUCAAGGAUCAGCUGGGUUUCUAUGGGUUCAGCUCUGAGAUCUAAUCCAUCCCAUCUGACAGAACUGGACCUGGCAGGAAUGGACCUGAACACUGGAAUAAAGGAGCUUAGUGGGUUUCUCGUGUCUCCCCUCUGCCAACUACAGACAUUUACAUUGAUUGGCUGCAGUUUUUCAGAGAUCAGCUGUGCUUCUCUGGUCUCAGCUCUGAAGUCCAACCCCUCACAUCUGGAACAUCUGGACCUAAGCUACAACAACCUGAAGGAGUCAGAUGUUCAGCAGCUGCAACAUCUAUUAGAGAGUCCAGACUACAAACUAAAGUAUCUGAAGUGGAGCUGAUGAUCAUUGUAGAGGAGAGAAGCUGAUCUGCGUCCUGCUGAUCCACAGAGGUUGAAGCUGCAGCAGUUUGUUUAAAGAUGCCCUGACUGGAUCCUGAUAAUGAACUCUGGGAUUAGAGAUUUUCCUCACUUUUAUUUCAUUCUGUCUGUCACUUAGUGUCUGAUAUUGCCCGUUUCUUCGUUCACAAGAACGUGAGUACGGACUCAUGUUCUCGCCAAGUACGUUCUUGAGAAGAACACAGGAAAGUAUGGACUUGGGAAGAACAGGAGCACCCAGCAUAGACAUGGGUCAACUGGAACAGAGCGUACCAGUGACGUCACCACACGCUUGGCUCGUCUGAAGCUGCAUUUCACCUCCAGUUAUUAAUAGUCUAGAUCGGAGGUCUUCAACAGGGGUCCACGACCCCUAGGG